Rhineura floridana is the source of this 3110-nucleotide messenger RNA. RefSeq names its product kelch domain containing 4 (gene KLHDC4). Gene Ontology annotation, molecular function: protein binding. The transcript is spliced from 12 exons. Bases 386 to 2170 code for a protein of 594 amino acids. The record is from RefSeq and is a predicted model, not a curated record. Lineage: Eukaryota; Metazoa; Chordata; Lepidosauria; Squamata; Rhineuridae.
GGCUCCUCUCUGGAAACCAUCGGGGCCUCUUGCUGCGCCUUUCUUUUGUCGUUGGACGCGUUUGCGCCCUCGCGGCACUUCUUGCGCGCCGUGACCCCGCGAAGCCCGCCGGCUGUCCCCGAAGAGCGCAGUGCGCGGCGCCUCCAGCCCCGGAGAGGCUCCUAUGGGACUCCCGUGUGAGGCGCCCUCCGCCCCAGCAGAUGGCAACACUCGUGGGCUGGCCCUUCCUCCUCCCCGCGGCAGGAAAUGAGCGCCGUCUGGGCGCCCGGGAGGAGAGCGCGCUGUGGCGGGCACGGGCCUCGUGAGUGCCGGGAGCGGGAGAGCGCGCAAGGCCGCCUCCGCCGCCGCCCUGCCCGGGCCCUUCCGCGCCUGCCGAGCUGCCAAGAUGGGGAAGAAGAGCAAGAAAGAGCGGAAGGUGAAGGGCGCGGAGAAAACCGCGGCCAAGAUGGAUAAGAAGGUCUCCAAGAGGGCCAAGAAAGAGCAGGAGGAUCUUGAAGCUCUGAUCGCUGAAUUCCAGACAUUAGAUGCUAAAAAGACUCAGGUGGUUGAGACAACCUGCCCCCCACCCUCCCCAAGGCUCAACGCAUCUCUGUCUGCGCAUCCCGAAAAAGAUGAACUAAUCCUGUUCGGAGGUGAAUAUUUCAAUGGCCAAAAAACGUUCCUGUACAAUGAGCUGCUUGUUUACAGCAUUCGGAAGAACGGCUGGGCCAGAAUCGACAUCCCGAACCCGCCUCCCCGCCGCUGUGCUCAUCAGGCUGUGGUGGUAGCUCAGGGUGGUGGACAGCUGUGGGUAUUCGGCGGGGAGUUUGCUUCGCCAGACGGGGAGCAGUUCUACCACUACAAGGACCUCUGGGUUUUGCAUUUGGCUAGCAAAACCUGGGAGCAAAUCAAGGCCACCGGGGGUCCUUCGGGUCGGAGUGGGCACCGCAUGGUGGUGUGCAAGAGACAACUGAUUGUCUUCGGAGGGUUCCACGAAAGUGCGAGAGAUUACAUUUACUACAAUGAUGUUUAUGCCUUUAACCUGGACACAUUUGCCUGGACCAAGCUGGCUCCCUCUGGGAUUGCCCCUGCUCCAAGAUCUGGUUGCCAUCUGGCUACCACUCCUGAAGGCAACAUCCUUGUCUAUGGAGGCUACUCCAAACAGCGGAUUAAAAAAGACGUUGACAGAGGCACUCUCCAUACGGACAUGUCACUGUUGAAGGCCGAAAGCUUAGACAAAUGGACAUGGGCUCGGAUUAAUCCUUCCGGUGUGAAGCCAACUCCCCGCUCUGGCUUCUCGGUGGCGAUGGGUCCUGGCAACCGGUCUCUUCUGUUUGGCGGGGUACACGAUGAGGAAGAGGAGGAGCAGCUUGAGGGAGACUUCUUCAAUGACAUUUAUUUCUACGACCUGGCAAAGAACCGGUGGUUUCCUGGACAGUUAAAGGGCCCAAAGUCUGAGAAGAAGAAGAGGCGUCGAGGCCCCAUGAUGGAGGAUUCUCAUGCAGCUCUGCAAGUUGAGGCUGGCGGUGAAGAUGGUGAGCGUGAGGGACGGCUUCCUCCAGGGCCCGUGGAGAUCGUGAAGGAGGUGGUGGCAGAGGACGGGACAGUCAUGACUAUCAAGCAGGUGAUCUCAGCCCCUGAGCUGGAGCCACAGAGGUCGGAGUCAGAGGACGAAGAGGAUGGCGUGGGGGACGAGGCCUCCAGCCAGCAGGUGGAGCCGUGCCCACGCUCAAACGCCAUGCUGGCAGUGAAGCACGGGAUGCUCUUUGUUUACGGGGGAAUGUUUGAGGUUGGCGACCGCCAGUUCACUCUCAACGACCUCUAUGCUAUUGACCUCCACAAGAUGGAAGAAUGGAAGGUCCUUGUGGAGAUGGACCCAAAAACGCAGGAAUGGCUUGAAGAAUCGGAGUCUGAGGAAGAGGGAGAUGUAGAAGGUGCAGAGGGAGGAGAGGAGGAGGAAAAAGAAGAAGAGGAGGAGGAAGAGGACUCUGACAAUGCGGAGAGUGGAGAUGAAGAAGAGGAGGAGCAUCCCCCUGUGCAGUGUGAUGAAAAGUACACAGACUACCUCUCCAGGACGGAGCAAUACUGGGUGAAAUUGGCCCGCCGGAAGAUGGGCCCUGAAGCCAAAGAGAAGAAGAUGGCAAAAGUGGGGCACGCGAUGGCAAAGGCCUUCUAUGAAGGGCCUGCCUAGAUGAGGCUUCCCUGCCCCUAAAUGAGAGUCGGACACCUGCUGGAGCCACUGGAUGUAAUUCGAAGCAAACUGGGACGGUUGUGAUGCUCCUCUUCCUGGCUUGCCUGGUGGGCUGCAGGAGCUCAGAGACCCCGUGGCUGUGAGGGUGUUGAUCCGUUGUCUUGCUGGUCUCUGUGUGCCUGAGCCAUCAAGGAGGUCAUUCGUUAGAAAGCUUGUUCUUAAACAGGCUGCAUUGAUUCAAGAGCCAGUCCCACCCACCCCGCACAGUUGGGUGAUCUCAUGGUACAACUUUCCUUGACUAUAACAGUGAGGGGGAGUGAUGUCUUGACUGCUUCCCCCGUGGAAGGGGAAAACUCCCCUGCAGAUAGAAAAAUUAGCUUUGGCAGGUUAGCUUUCUGUUCGGUGUGCUCAGCCUUCUCUGCCCAGGGAUAUGUUUCUCCCCCACGUGGAUUGAAGCAUGCCGUUCUCCAUCGGCAGCCUGAAGGGUGUCGUCUGAGGGAAGCUGUACUGUGCGGAUUUCUGCCUUGUUUUUCAAUUGGCUGCAAGGGAGCAGAAUGCAGUUACAAUGUAGAGGAGGGUACCUUUGCACCACCUCUCCCUCCCUCCCUCCUGCUCAUUUAUGAUGCGCCGCUGAUCCUUCCGGACUGGAGGACGUUUCCUGCAGAUACUGCGAUUGGUUGCGACUUGUUGGUAUAAAGGGAGGGGGGAACGAGGAGAGGGGAAUGGUAGAGGCUGUGGGGGCACACUGUGAAGGACUUUGGAUUUGAGGGAGCAGGUCUUUUAAAAGCUUGGCUGUUCUUGUUGGAAGCUGAUUUGUGUUUGAUACAGUCAAAUGUAUGAGGGUUCGAGGAUGCUUCUGUUUCCUACUCUGGCCAUCAGACCAGAAAUUAGGACUUACCAUUUCAGCAGGUUUUAUAAAUAAAAGUACUUUUGUUCAUUA